This is a messenger RNA of Fusarium proliferatum ET1, 162 nucleotides long. RefSeq lists its product as uncharacterized. The transcript is spliced from 5 exons. The record is from RefSeq and is a predicted model, not a curated record. The coding region runs from base 1 to 162 and encodes 53 amino acids. NCBI's taxonomy places the organism in Eukaryota, Fungi, Ascomycota, Sordariomycetes, Hypocreales, Nectriaceae.
AUGGUGGCUUGUAAGGUCUUGCAGGCGUUGUAUCAAAUCCUGCCAGCGGGUGGUUGGAUUGGAUGGAACGUGGGGCUGGGCUCUUGGAGGCCCCUCUGUUGUGUAAUCUGUAGCCGGCUGAGGGAAACUUGUGUAGCGAUUCAAGGCAUGAUGAGAUCGUGA